AUGCAAUACUUUGCUGCCUUCACCGUCGCCCUCUCCUUCGCCCUCUCCGCCUCUUCCCUCGCUGUCCCCCGCGCUACUCCCCCUGCCGGCUGGGACACUCCUCUCUUGGAGGCAACUCAGUCCCUCACCAAAGACCGCCCAGCUCAGUGCAAUCCCGCCGCUGACGACGACGACGACCUCCCUUUCUGCGAUGACGAUGACGAUGACGAUAACGAUUCCCACUCCUCCCCGGCAAAAGUAGUUGCCCCAGCGACAUCACAUGCUGCUGCUCCCGCUCCAGUGACCACACACGCUGCCGCUACCACCCCACCUCCCGCCCCCAAGGUCACUACUUCUGCCAAACCUGCCGCUAAGCCCGCUGCGACCCCUUCGACAAACGCUGCCUCUUCUUCUGUCAACACCGGCGGAGUUGCCACUUUCUUCUACCAGAAUGGCGUUGCCGGUGCUUGCGGCACUGUUCACCCAGACAGCGCCAUGAUUGCUGCCAUCGAUCAAGCCCGUUAUGGCAACAGUGGUGCCAAGUCCAGUCUCUGUGGUAAACAGGUCAAGAUCACAAACACCAAAAACCAGAAGACUGUCACCGUUACUAUUGCUGAUGAUUGCCCGACCUGCAUCAACAGCAACUCCAUUGACCUGUCAGUGGCUGCCUUCCAACAAAUUGCCACCCUCGAGCAAGGCGAGGUCCCUAUCACCUGGCAAUUCCUAUAG
Molecule: messenger RNA, 708 nt
Organism: Psilocybe cubensis
Lineage: Eukaryota; Fungi; Basidiomycota; Agaricomycetes; Agaricales; Agrocybaceae
Exons: 6
Coding region: 1-708 (235 amino acids)
Source: RefSeq, a predicted model, not a curated record